Messenger RNA from Pelagomonas calceolata, 1283 nucleotides. The record is from the annotation of a GenBank genome assembly. NCBI's taxonomy places the organism in Eukaryota, Pelagophyceae, Pelagomonadales, Pelagomonadaceae.
AUGCCCAAUCCCUACUACGCCGGUGGAGUACCGAUGUACGCCGCGAACUACGGCUACUACGGGGGCCCGCCGGUCAUGUACCCGGGCUACGCCCCGACGCUCCUCCCGCCGGCCGGCGAUGCGCCGCAGCGGACGCGGCGGCGGCGGCGCGGUUCCGCGCGCGGGCGGCGCGGCGGCCGGCGCGACGGCGACAACGGCGACGCGGCGGCGGCCGACGAGAACGGCGACGCGUCGCCGCGCGCGGCGCCCGCGGAGACGCCGGCCUUCUCGGCCGCGGACUUCCCGUCUCUGGGGGUGGCGACGGGGAUCAAAGAACCGGCGCAGCAGUGGGUGACGCCCGCCGCGCCCGUGACGGCGCAGACCCUAGGCCAAGAGCCGCCCGCCGCCCUCGCGGCGGCCCAAGCGGCGCCGGCCGUGAGCGAGCCGCCGAAGCCGCCGCCGCCUCCCCAUAAACCCAAGGACGGCCGCAAGUGCGGCGUCUGCGCCUGGUUCGAGCCCAGCAAAAAAAUGGGUUUUAUUCGACAGGACGAGGGCGGCGACAUUUUUGUUCAUGCUUCCGACUUGAGAGAUGGUGUGAGUAUCGAGGAGGGUGAUAGGGUGGAGUACGCCGUGGCCCAGUUCAAGGACCGGAACAAGGCGAUCGACGUCGUGCCCAUCUCGCAGAUCGUCUCCACGACUCCGGAGGAGGAUGCCAGUGAUGGGACGCAGGAGGAGGAGGUGCCCGUGUUUGAUCCUACGGACUUUCCCUCGCUCGGCGGCGCGGCGCGGCCCGCGGCGCCGGCGGCCUGGGGCGCCUCCGCGGUGCCGUCGUCUCUGGUGACUCCGCCCGUCGUCGCGCCCGCGCCCUUGGUCACCAAGAGGCCAGCGCCGCCGCCGUCGCCGCCGCGGCCCGCUCCCACUAAUUCAGGUGAUGGCGAAAAAAAAGACCAGGGCAUUUCACAAAAGCGCAAGACGGGCGUCUGCCUCUGGUACAUCCUUAAAAAAAGGCACGGCUUCAUCAAGCCCGACGAGGGCGGCGCCUCGGACAUCUUUGUGCACGCGUCGGACUUGCGGGACGGCGCGAUCGAGGAGGGCGACCGCGUCGAGUACGCGGUGGCCAAGUUCAAGGACCGCGUCAAGGCCGUCGACGUGACGGUUCUAUCGCCGGCGCCCGCCGCCGCCGCCUGAUUCUCGAAAAAUGUGACCCGCACGCCGUGCGAAAGAACGACGAACGAACGACUAGUAGCUAGGAACCUCCCCCCGCCUCCGCCCCCUGAUCCCUCCCCCGUUAACCUUUUUUGUGG